This is a messenger RNA of Astrephomene gubernaculifera, 4442 nucleotides long. The record is from the annotation of a GenBank genome assembly. Lineage: Eukaryota; Viridiplantae; Chlorophyta; Chlorophyceae; Chlamydomonadales; Astrephomenaceae.
GUCGUUGUCUCCCUCCCUUGCGUUUGCUUCUCUGUAGCCAUGGCAACGAUACACGCCCGCACGGGCGAUGUGCAGGCUCUUAAAGUCUGCGCUGCUGCUCAACUCUUUAAGGCCGAUGUUACUUUCUCAGCGGUUCAAAGCGUCAAGGAUGUUGCCAGUAAGGGCAGUAAUCCUUUCGGCACGAACACAAUUCUUUUGGUCGCUCCGGCGGUGCAACUGUCUGAGCCAUGCGCCGCAGCGGCGUACUUAGCCGGCGGCUCCAGCUCCCUGCCGCUGAGCACCCUGCAGUGGCUGGAGUGGAGCGAGAGCUGCCUGCGGCCCGCCACGCUGCUGGGCGAGGGGGAGGCGCUGGCCGCCGCCCUGCAGCACCUGGAGGCCGCGCUGGCGGCCGGACAGCUGAACAGCGGAAGUGCGGGUCUGGCGGAGGUCGCUGUCUUCGCCACGCUGCUGCCCCUGGCGCUGCGUCACAAGCUCCCAGCCGCCCUGGACGCCUUCUGCGCCACCCUCGCCAAGAACGAUGCCGUACAAACCGCCGCCGCCGCCGUCGGCGCCACGCUGCCGUCCCCCGCCGACGGCCCCGUUGAUGAAGCCGCCGCUGCCAACCCCACGCUUGCCGUAUUCGACGCCGACGCCGUGGCCUACGCUGCUGCGGUGCCUAAGCGGCCCAUCCCCGGUCGCCGCAACAUCCUGAUCACGUCCGCGCUGCCGUACGUGAACAACGUGCCGCACCUGGGCAACAUCAUCGGCUGCGUGCUGUCCGCGGACUGCUACGCGCGCUUCUGCCGGGCGCGGGGACACAACUGCAUCUACGUGUGCGGUACGGACGAGUACGGCACGGCCACCGAAACCAAGGCUCUGGAGGAGGGGCUAACGUGCCAGCAGAUCUGCGACAAGUACCACGCUAUCCACGCCGACAUCUACCGCUGGUUCGACAUUGCGUUCGACCGCUUCGGCCGCACGCCCACGCGCGCGCAGACGGCCAUCGCGCAGGACAUCUUCAAGACUCUGCAGUCCCGCGGCCAGCUGGUGCAGCAGGAGAUGCAGCAGCUGUACAGCGAGGCGGCGGGCAAGUUCCUGGCGGACAGGUUCGUGUACGGCACCUGCCCCAAGUGCGGAUACGACGACGCCCGCGGCGACCAGUGCGACGGCUGCGGCAACCUGCUGAACCCCACCGAGCUCAUCAACCCGCGCUGCAAGCUGACGGGCACCACCCCCGUGCUGCGCUCCACGCGACACGUCUUCCUGGACCUGCCGCAGCUCAGCCCCGCGCUGCAGGACUACAUCACCUCCACCAGCCAGCAGGGCGGCUGGUCGGCCAACUGCGUGCAGCUGACCAACGCCUGGAUGCGGGACGGACUCAAGCUGCGCUGCAUCACGCGCGACCUCAAGUGGGGCACACCCGUGCCGCUGGAGGGCUUCGAGGACAAGGUGUUUUACGUGUGGUUCGAUGCGCCCAUCGGCUACAUCUCCAUCACCGCCGGAUACACGCCGGACUGGGAGGCGUGGUGGAAGAACCCGCAGGACGUUGAGUUGGUCCAGUUCAUGGGCAAGGACAACGUGCCCUUCCACACCGUCAUCUUCCCCGCCACGCUGCUGGGCACGCAGCAGCCCUGGACCAUGAUGCGCUCCAUCUCCGUCACCGAGUACCUCAACUACGAGGGGGGCAAGUUCUCCAAGAGCAGGGGCACGGGUGUGUUUGGCAACCAGGCCCAGGACACGGGUAUCCCGGUGGAGGUGUGGCGCUACUACCUGCUGGCCAACCGCCCCGAGCAGGCGGACACCGACUUCAAGUGGGCGGACCUGGCGGCCAAGAACAACAGCGAGCUGCUCGCUAACCUGGGCAACUUUGUAAACAGGGCGCUGAUGUUCGUGUCCAAGUUCUUCGAGGGGCGGGUGCCGGGGGCCACGGAGGCGGGCAGGGAGGCGGCGGAGGAGCUGGGCAAGGUGGUGGGACCCAAGGUUGCGGAGUACGUCGCGGCCAUGGAGCGCAUCAAGAUCAAGGAGGGCAUCCGGCUGGUCAUGUCGGUGUCCGCGGAUGGAAACAAGUUCCUGCAGGACACCAAGCCCUGGGUGGCGGUCAAGGAGGACAAGGACAAGUGCGCAACCCUGGUCGCUACGAGCGUGGGUCUGGUACGGCUGCUGGCGGCCCUCAUGGCGCCGUACAUGCCCUCCCUGGCGGCCAAGAUCCUGAUCCAGAUGGCGCUGCCGUACGAGUCCAGUGUGGCCCUCACGGAGGAGCUGCUGGCGGGCAGCUACCUGCCGUACAGCCUGGUGCCCGCCGGCCACGUGCUGGGCACCCCGGGGCCGCUGAUCAGCCAGAUCACGGAGGAGCAGAUCGAGGCGCUGCGGGCCAAGUUCGGAGGCAACCAGGCUGCGGACGAGGCUGCCGCCGCCGCUGCCGCCGCUAAGCCCGCCGCUGCCGCCAAGGGCAAGGGCGGUGCCGCUGCUGCUGGGGCUGCUGCUGGGGACAAGAAGGGCAAGCCGGCAGCCGCAGCUGGCGAGAAGAAGGCUGCCGCCGCUGCUGCUGGUGCGGACAAGAAGGCGGAUGGCGCCGCCGCCGCAGCUGAUAAGAAGAAGGCGGCGGGCGACAAGGCCGAGAAGAAGGCUGCGGACGGGGCGGAGGGGAAGAAGGCGCCUGCCGCCGGCGAGAAGAAGAAGGCUGCCGCGGCCCCCGCUGCUGCUGCGGAUGAGGGUCCGGUGGACGUGAGCCGGCUGGACGUGCGGGUGGGGCGCAUCGUCAAGGCGUGGAAGCACCCGGAUGCGGACUCGCUGUAUGUGGAGGAGGUGGAUGUGGGGGAGGAGAAGCCGCGGCAGGUUGUGAGCGGGCUGGUGCGCUUCAUCCCCUCCGCCUCCGACCUGGAGGGGCGCCGUGUGGUGCUCAUCUGCAACCUCAAGCCCGCAGCCAUGCGCGGCGUGCAGAGCCAGGCCAUGGUGCUGGCGGCGACCAGCCAGGACGGAAGCAAGUUGGAGUUGCUUGAGCCCCCCGCGGACGCCCCCCUGGGCGAGCGGGUGACGUGGCCCGGGUACGGUGGCGAGGGGCGGACGCCGGACGAGCAGCUCAACCCCAAGAAGAAGAUCUUCGAGACGGUGCAGCCCGACUUCUCCACGGACGCCAGCUGUGUGGCCACCUACCGGGGAGCGCCCUUCACCACCAGUGCGGGACCCGUGCGGGUGGCGUCCAUCGUGGGGGCGUCCAUCAAGUAAUGCGUGCGGUACGACAACAGUGCGGUGCAGUGCAGUGCGGUACGACAGCAGCGGCUGUGUUGCCGGGCGCACAAAAGCGUAUGGAUGACGUGUGAUAGAAGGUGGAGGACCGCAAGGGCAAGAUGCGGGGGUUGUAGAAGAGCAGACACGCCCCUGUUACAACUGAGGCGGCCUGCAACCUCUGCGCAGGAAGGCUUGCACUGGGCUGUGAUCAGAAUUCGGGUGCCGUGUGUGGGCCGAGUUGGUGUUACGGUUUCAUGAAUACGGCAUUGGACCCGAGGGCGUGCGACAUGACUUGGGGCAAGCAGCAACUCCGUAGGGGAAGUGGCAAAAGGGAAGGAAGCUGGUCUGCAGGUUAACGGUGAAACGGAUCCGGGGGUUCGGGGGAGCUAGCUAGCUGGUUGCAGCCCGCGGCCCGCAGCCUGUCUCUUCGUGUGAAGAUGACGCCUGUUGUGAGAGGCAAAACGGCUGUUUUUUGCUAGCAGGAUGCGGGCUGAUGCAGGCGGUUAGCGGUACAGCAGUUGCGUCGAAGGGGGGGAACCCCGGCUGCAUUAGCAACUGGUUUGCGCUUGGUGGCAGGAUGGUGGUGGUACAAGCAUUGCUUAGUAACACCAAAUCAAGGGAAUUUGCUGCUAGACCCGCUUGCACUGUGUGGGUGUAGCGAGCUAAGACAUGGUGUGAGGUAAUCGAUGCGCAGCAGCACCCUGCGUGCGUGCAGCUAAGCGAGCAUGUGUGCAUGUACGGGAAAGGCAGGUAGGCACGCACCCACCUGCAUGUGAGCGGUGCGUGCGGGCGGUGACGAGGAAGACGCGGUAACUAACCGUGCGUGUGGGUGUGAGGGCGCUUCCACAAGGUAGCUAGUAGCUUUGUGUGAGGGAACAUGACACCGGCAUACACCGAUGUAAGGGGUGUGUGUGUUGUUGUGUGCAUGGAGCGAUGGAGGGAAUUUGCUGCCGGGAGGGUGAAUCGUGGCGACUGUGUUAGGGCAUGAUUCCUACAAGCACACGACUUGUUGUACAAGUCCGACAUGUGCUGACCUGGCACCGCACACCUCUGACCUGAUAUAGUGCUUGGGGUAAAAGGCGGUCCUUAACUGCCUGCCUUUCAUGCCUUCUGGCUCGGCGCUGCGCAUGCCCACAAGGCAACGGCCAAACUGUACGGUGCCUGCUACCCUCUUCACACGUUAGACCGAAGCCAAGCGAGGCGUUGAGGACGGCUUUACGGCGACGCAACCAGAC